Molecule: messenger RNA, 3458 nt
Organism: Dreissena polymorpha
Lineage: Eukaryota; Metazoa; Mollusca; Bivalvia; Myida; Dreissenidae
Product: transcription initiation factor TFIID subunit 5-like
Exons: 18
Coding region: 42-2066 (674 amino acids)
Biological process (GO): transcription initiation at RNA polymerase II promoter
Cellular component (GO): transcription factor TFIID complex
Molecular function (GO): protein binding; RNA polymerase II general transcription initiation factor activity
Source: RefSeq, a predicted model, not a curated record
UUCUGUGACGUUCGCCUUAAGCAGGGUUCAAUACAAUCAAAAUGGCACUACCUCAAGUGUCGGAAUUCAUCGUAGUAUCUGGGAACACGUUACCAAAUGAAAGCAAAACAGAUGUAACAGAUAAACAGACACUAUUGGCCGUACUUCAGUUUCUUAAGAAACAUAAUCUAAAGGGCACAGAAGAUUUUCUGAAGAAGGAGACCGGUCUACAGGACACAGAUGUCUCCCAGGACACGUCGGCUCAGACAGCUUCAGAGGUGGCCCACGCGCUUGCUGCUUACAAAAGUGAUGAUGACCCCAGCAUAUACGGUGAUCACUACAGGGACCUCAAGGCCUUCAUUGAAACCUGCCUCGACGUUCACAAGGUGGAGAUAGCCACAAUUUUGUACCCAGUGUUCGUGCACAUGUAUCUGGAACUUGUCUACAACAACCACGAACAUCAUGCGAGGGAGUUCUACAUGCGUUUCCAUGGUGACCAGGAGUGGUACUACAGUGAGGACCUCAGCAAGCUGGCAACAGUAACCAAGCAGGAGCACAUGGCUGGCAGCCAGAUCAUGGAGAACUUCAAGUCCAGCAAGUUUGUGCUGAAGAUGUCCCGUGACUCGUACACACAUCUGAAGCGUUAUCUGCAGGAGAAGCAGCUGAAAACCCUGCUCAACAUCAUACAGGAACACCUCUUUAUAGACGUGUUUGAUGGUGUCCCCCGCACCAAGCUGCAGAUAGACCUGGCCAGUGGUGGAGUGCUGGGGGAGGCGGCCAGGGAGGCCAACAAGUCCAAGGUGCUGUACGGUCUGCUCAAGGAGCCAGAUAUCAACAUACCCAUGGAGGAGGAGGAGGAAGGCGGUGGAGAAGGAGAGGACAAACCUAAGAAAAAGAAGCAGAAGAGGGACCCCCUUCUCUCCAAGAAGUCCAAGAAUGACCCGAAUGCACCGCCCACAACAAGGAUACCUAUGCCAGAGCUGAAGGACCAUGACAAGCUGGAAAGGAUCAAUGCAUACAGAGAGGCCCUGAAGAAGGUCAAAAUGGGGCCCAACUCCCUGCCCUCGAUCUGCUUCUACACAUUCCACAAUGCACUCCAGGGUGUGACAUCUAUAGAUGUAUCAGAGGACUCCAGCCUGCUGUGUACCGGCCUGGGUGACUCCAACAUACGGGUGUGGUCCCUGACACCUAACAAACUGAGAGCCAUGAAGCCUGUAGACGAACUGGAGUUGAUUGACAAGGAAGCAGAUGAUGUGUUUGAGCGUAUGAUGGACGACACAACUGCAGAGGAGACUAAGUUGUUACUGUCCCACAGUGGUCCAAUCUAUGGCACGAGCUUUUCACCUGACAAGAGUUACCUCACCUCCAGCUCAGAGGAUGGCACUGUGCGACUUUGGAGCCUCCACACUUGGACAAACCUUGUGUCCUACAAGGGCCAUAACUCUCCAGUCUGGGAUGUAAAGUACAGUCCACAUGGUCAGUACUUUGUGUCUGGAGGUCAUGACAGAGUGGCGCGCCUGUGGACCACGGACCACUACCAGCCUGUGAGGAUCUUCCCUGGCCACUUCUCAGACGUUGAUUGUGUUCAGUUUCACCCCAAUGGGAACUAUGUAGCCACAGGCUCAAGUGACCGCACCGUGCGCAUGUUUGAUGUCCUCAAUGGCUCCUGUGUGCGCACAUUUACUGGACACAAGGGAGCCGUACACAGUCUAAGCUUCUCACCAGAUGGCAAAUAUCUUGCAUCCUCAGGUUUGGAUGGCCACAUCUGUUUAUGGGACAUAUCCAAUGGCAACAUGCUAGCCCAGAUGAAAGACCACACGGGUCCUGUGUACUCACUGUGUUACAGUAGAUGUGGAUCUGUCCUAGCAUCAGGCGGCAUGGACAGCUGCGUGAAGCUGUGGGACGUUACCAAGGUGAUCAGAGAGACAGACAAGGACAUGGACGCCAGUAUACCCAGCUCCCUGUCUGUCAAUGAGAGCCCCAGCCUGUUGAUCUGCUCUGUGGCCACCAAGACCACCCCUGUGCUGGACAUCCACUUCACACGCAAGAACCUCAUGCUGGCUGCAGGACCCAUGAAGACUUCCUGAGGGCAGUACCAGCAUCAGACCAGCACCAGACCAGCACAGACCAUGUGUUUGAUGUCACUAGACCAUGCGAGAGAUGAAGGAAGUGUCCUUGCUCCACUGUUCUGUCUGCCAGACCUGUAUAUGUGUUAGAAGUAUUGAUUUUCACUUGGUACCCUUUGGUGUUUUAGGUAAACGAAAAUUUCACUCGGGUCUUGCGUAUGUGAGAUGCAUAAAUUCAUGCUGCAAGUGUUUAACAGCGUUCCUGUCAAUAAUUUUCAUGAUCUUAGAAAAGUCUGCGAAACGAUUAUUUUCUCUCCAUGUAUGAUAUUAAAGUGGUGAUUACUUAGAGAGAUGUAUUAUAUUAUUAUGCUAAGAAAGAUGUGAAAUAAAGCUGUCAUCAAUGGGUGUGAGUUGCUGUUGCGAAUCAGCCAUACUUAAGGCAAUGUCUUGAUAGUUACAAUGUUUCUAAAAAUAAGAUUUACAUAGUUUUCAAAGCUGUUCUCAUGUGCCUUAUUUUAAUUUCAAUGUACAACAUGUAUAUGUCACACAGUGUACAGUAUUUUUAUCCCUUCGAAGAAGAGGGGGUAUAUUGCUUUGCACAUGUCGGCCGGUCGGUCGGUCCGUCCACCAGGUGGUUUCCGGAUGAUAACUCAAGAACGCUUGGGCCUAGGAUCAUGAAACUUCAUAGGUACAUUGAUUAUGACUCGCAGAUGACCCCUAUUGAUUUUGAGGUCACUAGGUCAAAGGUCAUGGUCACGGUGACCCGAAAUAGUAAAAUGGUUUUCGGAUGAUAACUCAAGAACGCAUAUGCCUAGGAUCAUGAAACUUCAUGGGUGGAUUGAUCAUGACUCGCAGAUGACCCCUAUUGAUUUUGAGGUCACUAGGUCAAAGGUCAAGGUCACGGUGACCCGAAAUAGUAAAAUGGUUUCCGGAUUAUAACUCAAGAACGCUUACGCCUAGGAUCAUGAAAUUUCAUAGGUACAUUGAUCAUGACUGGCAGAUGACCCAUAUAUAUUUUCAGGUCACUAGGUCAAAGGUCAAGGUCACGGUGACCCGAAACAGUAAAAUUGUUUCCGGAUGAUAACUCAAGAACGCUUUUGCCUAGGAUCAUGACACUUCAUAGGUACACUGAUCAUGACUCGCAGAUGACCCCUAUUGAUUUUGAGGUCACUAGGUCAAAGUACAAGGUCACAGUGACAAAAAACGUAUUCACACAAUGGCUGCCACUACAGCGGACAGCCCAUAUGGGGGGCAUGCAUGUUUUACAAACAGCCCUUGUUUUUAUAGUUUUGGUAAAAGUUAUUGUCUGAGUGUUUAACAAGAUGUUUUAGAAUACACUUAUUUAAGUCUUUAUUUGUUUUAAUGUAUGUUGAUAUUCAUGUGCACUUGAUAUCAAUGGUGUUUUGUAAAAUC